This is a messenger RNA of Quercus lobata, 486 nucleotides long. Its product is annotated as wall-associated receptor kinase 3-like. Bases 1 to 486 code for a protein of 161 amino acids. NCBI's taxonomy places the organism in Eukaryota, Viridiplantae, Streptophyta, Magnoliopsida, Fagales, Fagaceae. The transcript has a single exon. Gene Ontology annotation, biological process: protein phosphorylation; cell surface receptor signaling pathway. Gene Ontology annotation, cellular component: plasma membrane. Gene Ontology annotation, molecular function: protein serine/threonine kinase activity. The record is from RefSeq and is a predicted model, not a curated record.
AUGCAAACUAGCCAACUAAUAGAAAAAAGUGAUGUCUAUAGCUUUGGUGUUGUUAUGGCAAAGUUGCUGACAGGUAAAAAGGCACUUUCUUUUGAUAGACCAGAAAUUGAUAGAAAUCUAGCAAUAUCCUUUGUGACUGCCAUAAAAGAGGAUCGCCUACUUCAAAUUCUUGAAAAUCACAUUGUCAAUGAGGAUAAUAUUGAGCAACUAAAGGAAUUUGCUAAUCUUGCAAAAAGGUGCCUAGGAUUGAGAGGGGAGGAUAGGCCUUCAAUGAAAGUGGUGGCAAUGGAGUUGGAGAGAUUGAGAAGUAUGGGAAAACAUCCAUUGGGAAACAUUGAUGUCUGUGCAAAAAAGACUGAAUACUUACUUGGUGCAAGUAGUCACUCUUUCAACAUUGAUGUUGGCACUGGUUGUUCUACUAGUACAACUGCUAAGUAUGAUAGCAUUAGAGAUCAAGUAUUGAAACCGGAGGAAGAUGGAAGAUAA